Molecule: messenger RNA, 885 nt
Organism: Perognathus longimembris pacificus (Pacific pocket mouse)
Lineage: Eukaryota; Metazoa; Chordata; Mammalia; Rodentia; Heteromyidae
Gene: S100b
Product: S100 calcium binding protein B
Exons: 3
Coding region: 125-403 (92 amino acids)
Biological process (GO): positive regulation of canonical NF-kappaB signal transduction; positive regulation of cell population proliferation
Cellular component (GO): nucleus; cytoplasm
Molecular function (GO): calcium ion binding; zinc ion binding; S100 protein binding
Source: RefSeq, a predicted model, not a curated record
GACUACAGUGUCCACAUCCCACCCCUACUUGGGGAGGAAUAGGAGGCCGACUCCAGCCACAGUUCUGCUACUUAGAGAUACUGAAGCCACACACAGGCGGGCAGCAGAAGGUGAUCAGGGGAGGAUGUCUGAGCUGGAGAAGGCGCUGGUUGCACUCCUUGACGUCUUCCACCAGUACUCCGGUAGGGAAGGCAACAAGCACAAGCUGAAGAAAUCUGAACUGAAAACACUCAUUAACAGUGAGCUCCCCCAUUUCCUGGAGGAAAUCAAAGAGCAGGAGGUUGUGGACAAAGUCAUGGAAACACUGGAUGAAGAUGGAGAUGGAGAAUGUGACUUCCAGGAAUUUAUGGCCUUUAUUACUAUGGUGACCACUGCCUGCCAUGAAUUCUUUGAUCAUGAGUGAGAUAAAGAGCCAACAGAGAUGAAGUUUGCACCAGGAACCAGAGCACAAGGGCUUUCAGGCUUAGAGGACCCAAACUUUCCAGCCAUAUGUAGCUAAUUAGGAUGCUUGAUCUGCUGUAUCAAAAACUGAAACUCCCCUCCCAAAGUCUGCUUUAACUUGCUGCAACAUUGUAUCUGCUGUAUCACAGCCAUUUCUGUAAGCUGACUGGUCUCAAGGACUGCUUAGGAAAGUCAAUUCUCACUUGUAAAGCAUAUGCUAUACAGGCAGCCAUAGCUCUGCAUAAUCCUAACCCAGAAAAAAAAAAAUCAACUACCAAAAGUAAUUCUGCAAAGUAGGAGCAUGAGGUUUACAAUAAAUCUAAAACUGCAAAGUUGUUGUUCUUUUUUUACAUCACAUGAAAAGGCUUUUUCUUAUAUUUGUUCAUUAGUACAAAUAAAAAGUGCCACCAUCUCUGGCAAAGAGCAUGGUCACAUUUAAACCCC